UAGCGGUAGCGGCGGUGGCAGCCACAAGUGACAGUGAGUGGAGAGAGCGCAGAGCUGGGGAGCCGCGGAACAUGCGCUGCCACAAACCUCCCCCGCGUUGGGGGCCCCACCAAAUCGCACAUGUCGGGGAGCACAGCCGGGGCUUAGCAUCUGCCCAGUACUGCUGCAUGUAGAGCGGCCAUUCCCUGUGCGGACUUACCCCGACAGCCUGGCAUUGCCUUCCAAUCCGAUCUCCCCACUCGGUGGCACCGAUGGCCCCAGGAUGAUCCGCUUCCUUCUGCUGCUCCUGCUGCUUCCUGGGGCCGAGCCUAAAACCAACAAGACAGAUGACCUGGAGUCUUCAAAAGAGUCUUCUCCAAUGGUUGAGGACAGAGUCCCUGUGACUACCCAGACUACAGUCGAGAGUCCUCCUCCAACAUUUCGUCAGCAUAAGAUCAAAGAGCCUGCACCACAGAUCUUGCCUUCUAUGGAUGCCAAACUGUCUAGUCUCCUAGAAAAGUCCCUUUUAACAGCUCCUGCCAAAGUCCAUUCUGUACAUGGAGAAAGACGGGCAGUCUACACCAGCAAGCAGAAUGGGAGUCCAUUGCAAACAACCUCCAUGCCACACACAGGGCAUUCUCAUUCCACAAAGAGGCCUGUUGUGUCUAGAAAUGGAAAUGCCAGGGAAUUAGCUCUGAAGAAGCUGAAAAGCAAAAAAGCACCUAGCCCUCGGGCUAUGGAUAUAAAGAUGCCUACAGAACCAGGCCUUGCUGAGACAGAGGGCCUAGGCCAGGCAUUGUUACAUGAAGUGAAUGUGACAGUGCAAGGUGUGGGCCACAUGCACUCAACAGUUGCCACCGGUUCUCCAGAGCUAAGCACCAGAGCCAGGGAACAUCAGGUCACUCCUGGCCGGACAUCUAUGACGAGACCAUUAAAACAUGGAUUUAGUGAAUCUCCAACUGAGAACAGAAAGAUUGUAUCUGUGGGUUCUCCGACAAAACCUCACCACAGUAGGCUACUGAAAAAUAAAUCUAUCAUUGAUCUUCCUUCUGAUUUGUCCCUACGCACUUUAGCAUAUCGGAACACAAGCUCGUUCCACGUCCAACUCCCUAAUGUUGUUCACAGCUCUUCAAAUGUCACCUUUCCAGCUAUAUUACCGGAAAAAGAAACUGGGCCGAGUUCUCAUAUUGCCUCAGAACGCCUUAGAACUUCUACAGCAGACGCUGCAAAGGCCGUGAAAUCUGUCUUAGGGGAACAGAGGAUUAUAAAUAGCACAGAGAAAAUGACUUUGACUUCUCAAGGAGACAGGAACAAUGAUAUUUCAAGGCCUCUACUUUUCAAAAUGCUAGAUGCCCACGUGACAGGUGAAACUAGAGCGGCUCGUGCAGAGGGCGAUUCCAAAGUGAUCUUAAAGGGGCAUGAAAUGGAUUUGUUAAAGAAUGUUCCGAACCAAAGCAGGAAAAGCAAUUUCAGUUCAACAGCAAUACCGGUCCAGCCCGAUUCUACCACGCAAAAGCUGCCCCAAAUGACUUCAGCCAGGCCAGAGGCAGAUUUCGAGACACAAACCCUUCACAUAGAAAAAGACUCAAGUAAUAAAGCACUUGGGCAGGUUCAGUCGGAUACUAAACCUGGUCUUGGAUCUCCCAUUAAGUUGAGGAGACCAGGAAACACCUCCAUCCAAAUAGAAACGCAAACCAAAGCAGGGUCGCCCGUAUUGACAACAGGAAGCCCAAGAAAAGGACACACUCACAGCCCAGCUCAUCUGUCUCUCACCUCCCAUGGGAAACCCAAACAAAGACCACAAAAAGAAUCAGAGAAUUACAAGACGACAAAGCCUAACACAUCUGCCCAACCAGCGACACGUCAACAUGACGCAAGCAAACAAUUGCACUUAGGUCAAGGUCCAAAGGCCCAAACAGACCCUAAUAUCAAGACAGACAAACACGGCCCAUCAGUUACAUCUACAGAAGCACACAAGAGAGUACACGAGCAUAGCCCAACCACAAAAACUGGUAUAAUGUUAAGCUCUAUGUUUCCACCAGGGUUGCACAAAACAACCACGCAAACGCCACCAGUGCCAACUACUGCAGCUUUAUUAGGUACACACUGGUUUGGCAUACCAAUGCAAACAGAAGCUAGAAAAAUAAACUUGACACAGUCAGGAAUUGGGCUUAUUAACUCCAAUACAACACCACAUAUGCAGGGCACCUUAUCUACACGUGAACACUUGAUACAAUCCAGUAUGGAGGCUAAAAUCACAGGAAACCAUUCAGUAGUCACAGAGAGACUUCCAGAGUUCUCCACUCAGACCUUUCCUGAGCUGGCCAAAUAUAGUAUAGCAGGUCAAGCAACUGAUAGGAUUCCUCAGCUAGUUUCACACACCAAGCCAGUAGGGUCUGGCUGGUUCACACCUACUAUAUCUGCCAGUAGUGAGCUAUCUGCCAGUAGUGAACCGGAACUAUCCUCAGUUAGGCAGCCUGAGCUAACCACAAAAAGUCAUCUUGAGCUAUCUUCAGAUGGUCUGCCUGAGCUAUUCUCAAAAAGACAGCUUGAGCCAUCCACAAGUAGGCAGCCUGAGCCAUCCACAAGUAGGCAGCCUGAGCUAUUCACAUAUAGCCCACCUGAACCCACCACAAAAACCCAGCCUGAGAUAUCGCAAUGGAGCCAACAAGGGCUAUCUACUAAGGGACAGCUAGAAUUAACUACAGAGAGCCAGGCAGCACUGUCGACAUAUAGCCACCUAGAACAAUCCAAAGAAAGUCAGUCAAGUCUAUCCAAUAAGAGCCAUCUAGAGCUAUCCACAGAGAGCGAAUUGAAGAUAACCACACUCAACCAGCGAGAACGUUCUACACACAACCACUUCAUGCCAUUCUUAGAGACCCAGCCUGAGUUAUUUACAGUAAGCCAGACAGAGGUGUCCACCAACAACCAGACAGAAUUAUCCACACACAAAGAGCUUGAAACAUCCACAAAGAGCUAUCCAGAUAUAACUGUAAAAAGCCAACUAGAGGAAUCUGAAAACAGGCGCACACCUUUGAACCAAACAGCCAUUUCCACAAACAGCCAUGUUGUCUUGUACACUGUAGAGCUAUCUACAAGGAGUCAGCUGGACGUGACCACAGACACAGAGUUAUCAACAAUUAGCCAGACAGUGAUAUCUACAGAGAUUCAGCCCGAACAUUCCACUGACAACAUUCCAGAGUUGGUCACACAAAAACAUCCAGGAUCCUCCUUGCCAUGGUAUUGGGAUAAGUCUACAAAGAGUCAACUAGCGUUAUCCACGCAAAGCCAUCAAGACUUGACAACUGCUCGUAAUCAACAUGAGCUCUCCACACAAAGUCUGCCUAGACUAUACGCAUAUAACCAGACUGAAUCAGCCACAGAGAAUCAUCCAGCAACAACUAUAGCUCUACAGACACCCCCAGAAACAGACCUAAGCACAGAAAUUCAACCACAAUCAGCCACACUGGGGAGGACAGAACAAAAUGUAGAGACUGCACCAAGCCAGGGCACAGAGCCAUAUUCAUUCACGUGGAUUUACCCACAGUUAUCUACAUUUAAAAAAUCCGGCAGCCUACCAGAAUUAGCCACUCAAACAGCAUCAGGCCAAACCCACAAAACAACACAAAGUAAAGCACAGCUACUUACAGAAACACGACCAGGAAUAACUACCCAAACCCAAGGAGAAACACAUGAGCCAACCCACACAACUGAACCGACAAAUCAUAACGAAAAAAUCCACAGCACACUGACACACAAAAGCCGAAUAACAUCAACUCAUCAUGGACCAAAAUGGCAGACAGAGCUGACGUUAGAACCAAGUGCUACAAGCGCUAAAGGAAGCGAAACCCGAUUUACAUCACCCACAACAUCAGUAACAGUGGAAGAUUCACAUGGAGCCAAUUUUUCUGAAACGGCUCAAUAUGAAAGGAACUCUAGUCAGUCGCCUUCUUUUACACGGGACUCUGAAAUGAACCCAGCAUGGACUCGCAAGGACACUUCCACCUUAACAUCCAGCGUCCUUCCUGCCACUGCCAGUAGCUUUAAUGGAAUUACUACUACAGAAGAUAACAUGGUGACAGGAUCAGGACAAAUCUCACAGGAUUCUCACACAGUUCCGUUGAAUCCAUCCCUGCGGAUGAGGACCACCACACUAACUAACACUUUGGGGCCUGUACAGCCUGGAACAGACAGGAUAUUCAUUGUGGACGAGCAGCUGCCAGUCUUUAAAGUGGAAGCGAUUAAUGUCACCUACAGAAUGCAGCUGAACAUGGCGCUCUCGGCUUUGUGUGAUCAGCCGGAUCUGUGCCAGGCGCUUCUGCUUCAGGAGGUGGUUUCUUUCUAUAAGGCAGUGCCAGGAUUUGAUAGGAUUGAAUUACAGAAUAUCACGCUGGACAGGACGCUGGAGUAUCGAGUGCAUCUCAGGGUGGAAUCCGGCAGUGCAAUGUCUGACCUACUGGAGCUCGCCCUUAGUGACCCCACCUGGCUGUUUGGGGGGUCACACCUGCCAGAGGACAGCCUUACCUCCAGGGUCCGUAGCGUUGCUAUGGCAGAGGAUCACGCAGACCCCUGCACAGACUGGCUCUCCUGCCCGCUGGGCUUUCAGUGCUUGGCUGCCCGUUCCCUCGGCGCCCGCUGCCAUUCUCCCUGCCACGGCGGCUUCUGCCACAACCGAGGCAUCUGCGUCCACCGGAAGGAGCAAGAGCCGGAGUGCCAAUGCCCAGUUGGAAGAGACUUCUGGUACAUGGGGCAGACAUGUGAUUACCGGAUGACACACCAGCGCCUGACAGCCAUUGCCUGCGCCAUUGUGCUCUUCAUCAUCGCUUGUGCCGCCGCCGUCGUUUAUAUUCUUGUCCGUAGAUUCCAGACGCAGAUCCUGCAGCAGAAAUUGGCUCAGACGCAGAGCAGUUACAGGCGCUUUAGCAGGUUCGAUGAUGUCCCCACUCAUUUCUGGUGCCCAUCCCAAACAUGGCUGACAGCCUCAGGCUCGCUGAACUCCCUGGAUAACCCGGCUUUCAGCAGUUCGGAAGAAGUGUUCCCCCUACAGGCGCUGGGCAGCUGUGUGUGUGGGUGCCAGGAGGGGGCACAGAAAUGCGUACAGACCAGCCCAAUGCAGCCGCCAGCGGGUGAUCCUCCCAGGUUGGAGACCAGCGGGAGCAGCAUAAACGAUCUAAUGAUCGACUCGGGAAAAGCAAGCGAUGUGUCUGUAUCCAGCUGGCCAAUGGAACCAAUUCACUGGACUCCUUUUCCCAUCCUGCAUCAGCUCUCACUGCAGUCGCCGUUCCACGCACGCAGACCUCACUCGUACUUCGAAGGAAUGGAACUGGUAAACACCGAGAGGAGCUGGACUGCUUAGGUGCUUGGAAGGAUGAAGUGUGGCCAGUGAGGGGGUGAGGGAAUGGCCCAGCUGGGGGCAAGACUAGAAACCCCUGCCUUUCUGCCUGUUUGGGAACGCAAAGCCGCUUUGUGCUGGUUAGAGUGGGAGCUUUUCUUCUUCCCUAUGCCAUAAGGACAGAGCACAGAGAAUAUCUGGACUUGCCACAUUACAGACUUCGGCUCUUCUGGUUGGACAUGAUGAUGUGUUAUUAAGCUAAUUGAAAUAAACUGCACAAUAACGAAUAAACGUGGUACCAGGAACCAACCACAGGGGGGUCGGCGCGGCUCCAUUUUUUACAAAGUGUAUUUAAACUAAACACAACAAUUUGCCUCCACUUAAGAUGGGCCGGUCCAAUGACAGAAGAAGCGGGGGGCAGCGGUGUAAGAGCAACCAUACUUUAUUAAUUACAUAACAAGCUUCAUAAAACAAACAAAAAUAAGACAGGAAGCAUUCAAGCAUUUGAACAAUACAAUAAAACUGCUGUAAAUAAAACACUCCAUAUUUCAAGUGUCUGGAGGGCAGCUAAUCAAUGAGAAACCUUAAUCUCCUCCGGUGAAGUGUCACCAAGCUAGCUUUGGUUUUUUUUUGUUUUUUUACAUUUUCUUUAUAUAUUUAACUCAAGCCCUACAGAGAGACGUGAAUUGCAAUUUAUUGUAAGCCUCUCCGACGCAUUAGUCCUUUUGCUGUCCGAACGCAACACUUUGUCGAGUAAGGGCGACAGCCCUAAUGCCUUUCAAUGCUGUUCAUCCACAACUCCCAGCGGCGCCUGCUGGCUCUCGGGGGGGCGCUAGGGGGUCGUAGCUGAACGGACUGAGGGGCUGCGGGUUCAUACAUCCUAAUACCGCGCAAAAAAAACCCAUUCCAACAGCAAGAGGGCGAUUAUUCACUACAGUACUGUUUGUAAUAAGUUACAGGUAAAAUAAGUUUUACUGAAAUACAGAAGGCUUGUCUUGAAAUGACUAUCGUACGAGGAUCACAGCGCGCUUAGUCGGUAAGGUCAGCUACCCAAUAGGAACACCGGCGUGCCGUGAAGCAGCGCACAAAGCAGGACAAAUGUGCUUUAAGGAAAUAAAAACAAAAGGAAAGGUUUGCUAUUCAGUCACUGCUGGGUUGUUCUUGAACUGAGGUAUAAAGGCGCUAAAAAAGCAGAGACUCAAGUGUUAAAUAUCAAAUGCAAAGUUUCCGAGCGGCUGUGUCCUGUAGAAUAUUCAAGUUCCGAGCUUAGUGCAUGAUAGUACAGUUAGAUACAUGUUCUGGCAAAGUCCUCUAAGGUGAUCCCAGAUAAACUAAGGCUAUUCGUUUCAUGGCGAGGCGCCGGCCCCGCGCAUUGUACAAUAUUACACUUCUCCUCUGAUUAUUCAUCACAAAUACUAAACGCAGUCCGAGCAGAUUUAAGAUUUCUACUUUGUGUUUUCUUUUCAGACUGCAUUAAAAACAGCUUCCAAAUCAGAAAAAAAGUAAAUAAAAAAAAAAAAAAAAAUUGCUAAGCAGCGGAAAGAAACCACGGUUCACUACUCUCUCGACCCCUCGGGGCACGACGGUUGGGCCUCACUUUGCGGAAGAGGCCGCCGACGCUCGACGGGUUCGAACUUCAUCAAAAACAAUUAAAAAAAAUUGUAAAUUGUACAAUCAUUCUCUAUUGUAAACAGUUAAAAAAGCCACAAAAGUUGAUUUGUAUCAGCUGACACAAAGCAAUCUGAAUCAAGGCAAUGAGAAAAUGGCAAACAUUGUAGGUGGGGGGAGGGGGGACAGUGGAAUCGGUCCCUGGGAACCCAAAUUGCACCCAGUUUUUAAGAACGAACGUGGAAUUUUACAGUAAAAUCGAAUGCACCUUGUAGAGUAUUAUUUCUAUAUACACAUAAAAACAAUCAGAUAAAAAUACCACUGGCUUUGGAUAUCCCAGAGAUCGAAUCAGGGAGACUCGACUAAAUUCCUGUUUUUUUACUGCACCCCUGGCACUGAAGGGGGCAAAGAGCGAGCUUUUCCACCACAUACUAAAGGACCAGGGAAUUUUUUUUUUUAAAGUCAAACACGAUAUGUCUUAGCUUGACCAGGAAAUGGCACUGCUUUGCAGUAUUUUGCCGACGGAGGGGGCGGGGUUACAUCAGUAGUGGAACAUGGUGGGGCAAUUUCUGCUGGUUACUCCUGGCCUUUAUCUGUGGUGAAAACCAUUACGGGGUGGGGGGGUUUGAUUUACAUAUAUUUACCCUUGUCCAGCGUCUGAAUGAAUCGGCCGAACAAGCAUAACACCAUUUAUGGCAACAACAAAAAUGUAACUUGUUCCUUUUUGCAAUCAUUGACUUUGACAUUUAAAAAAUACACUUUUUUCUUUUUUAUACAACACACCAGAAAACAAAAAACAAACAAACCAAAAUCAUCGUCAUCAUCAGCCCAGUACUCUGUUACAAUGUGCAUAAAUGUGCAUAGUUACUAAAUAAUCGGCUUUUUU
Molecule: messenger RNA, 7805 nt
Organism: Xenopus tropicalis (tropical clawed frog)
Lineage: Eukaryota; Metazoa; Chordata; Amphibia; Anura; Pipidae
Product: mucin-12
Exons: 10
Coding region: 263-5335 (1690 amino acids)
Source: RefSeq, a predicted model, not a curated record